This is a messenger RNA of Punctularia strigosozonata HHB-11173 SS5, 672 nucleotides long. RefSeq lists its product as uncharacterized. Bases 1 to 672 code for a protein of 223 amino acids. Gene Ontology annotation, biological process: mitotic chromosome condensation. The record is from RefSeq and is a predicted model, not a curated record. NCBI's taxonomy places the organism in Eukaryota, Fungi, Basidiomycota, Agaricomycetes, Corticiales, Punctulariaceae. Gene Ontology annotation, cellular component: condensin complex; condensed chromosome. The transcript is spliced from 4 exons.
AUGGAAAGGCUCACCCGGCCAGCGAACCGCCAAAAGGACCCGCCCUGCACGCACACUCGCGUCGCCAAAAUAUUUGCCAGCGCUCAAGCAUCCGCCGCCUCCCAUAGCAGAAACUGCGUCGCGCUCUCCCAGCUUCACGAAAGCGACUGCCGGCGCAAAUGCUCAGGUGCAGACCCAGAAGAAGACAACUUCACCGCCCUAUUCCUUGAGAUGCUAUCACGCGUCCUGGCUACGAAGAAGGGUUACGUGUUCGGCGAUCGUAUCGUCAAAUUUGUUGCAGUUUAUAUAGCGCACAUAAAUAAGAGCGCCCGUAGCUUCGCUCAUGCCUUCACGCUCGAUGUUCUUCAGUGGCUCAAACCCGGGUGCUCUGCCAAGAACAAAAGCGUGAGGUAUCGCGUAGUGCACGUCAUCACGGAGAUCGUAGCGCAUUUACCUACUGGGAUCAACAAAUGUGAUAUCGCCACGAAAGUAUGGCAGGAGAUGAAGGAACGGGCGGAGGAUGUGGAAACAUCUAUCCGCAUGCUCGUCUUGGUAUUGCUCUGUAGUCUCUGCGACGACUUCCAGAGACAAGGCGAUCACAAUACACUCGCUAACAUCGAGGUCGUUGUUCACUAUAGCCUCGCCAGUGAUCCGUCUGCGGAUAUCCGUCAAGCCCUCAUACAGUUAUUGUAA